Molecule: messenger RNA, 3487 nt
Organism: Aspergillus wentii DTO 134E9
Lineage: Eukaryota; Fungi; Ascomycota; Eurotiomycetes; Eurotiales; Aspergillaceae
Exons: 3
Biological process (GO): secondary metabolite biosynthetic process; amino acid activation for nonribosomal peptide biosynthetic process
Cellular component (GO): cytoplasm
Molecular function (GO): phosphopantetheine binding; catalytic activity
Source: RefSeq, a predicted model, not a curated record
GAUACAAACUCCUUACCUCUAAAACUCUAUGAUCAAGGGGCUGGUUACUCUGAUUACACAGUAUUUUUCAUUUUGCAAUUCGUAUCGAGUAGGAACAUGGUGGCUGGCUACGCUGUGGAACAUCUCUGGCGCACCUCGAAGACUGAUUUUCAGGUCAGGGGAAUUCGUGUAGUUACUGACCGACAUGUUAGUCAAUAGUUCAACGAGUCUAGGAGCCUGGUCAGGACCCUAAAGAGCUCACGGAGGAUACCCCUCCUCAUGCUGACGAUGAUUCCAAUUCCAUGCGAAUACUUGCACUCUACUAUAAUCCAGUCUCUAAUACUGGGCAUCGAUUCAAUUGCUUGAUUGCAAAAGCUUGUGGACGCAAGAACUAUGGCUAAUUCGAAUGAAGGGAGACACACGAUCCAUGGUCUCUUCACGGCCAUGGCCUCGUGCCACCCCAAUGCUGCUGCCAUUGAAUUCGAGUCCUCGGUCGCAGUCAGCUAUCACGACCUGUCCCGUCAGUCAGACCGACUGGCCGCGGUGCUGGCACCGAUAAUUGAGCACGGCCAGCUCGUCCCGGUCCUGCUGCCUCGAUGUCCGCUUCAGAUUACCGUGAUUCUUGCGCUGAGUCGUCUCGGAGCAGUUUAUGUGCCCUUGGAUCCGCACCUCCCCUCUGAACGUCUACAUGCCAUGUUGACUCGCCUCGAUCCCCCGGUUGUGAUGACCAACGUUGUUCCUUCCACUCCCGCCUCAUGGUAUGAAGCCUUUGAACGCUGCGUUGUCGAUCCCUCGAGUUGUAUGAAAACAGAAGGAUCCGAUGGCCAGCCUCCCCGGCGAACCGUCAACGCCGAUGAUAUUGCCGCGAUACUGUUCACAUCAGGGAGUACAGGGCUACCAAAAGGCGUUCUUCUGACCCAUCGCAACCUCAUUGACCCCGUGGUGGCCCUGGGGCGAUUGGAAUCCAUGGCAGCGGGGUCACGAAUCUUCCAGUUUGCCUCUUGCUCGUUCGACGUUCAUAUGAUUGACAUUCUAGGCGCCCUGAUUCAUGGCGCAUGCAUCUGCCAGGUGUCGCAGGAGAAAAUGCUCGACCGGUUGUCCGACUGGAUCCAAACCAUGCAGGCAGACACCAUCCAUCUGACCCCCACUGUGCUGGCCACCAUGAAGCCUGAAGAAGUGCCCUCCCUGCGAUAUGUGGUGACGUGCGGAGAACCGGUGUCUGCCGAAGUUGUAUCCGCCUGGGCACCCAGGGUUGUGUUGCGAAACCUCUAUGGCCCGUGUGAAGCCUCCUCGAUAGUCUCGCAGCCCCUGUCUCCGAAUGUCGCGCUGGCCAACGUCGGCCAAGCCUCACCACAUGCCCGGAUAACCAUCUUGGAUCCCAUCUCGCGCCAACCGGUGGCGGCUGGCCACCCCGGAGAGAUCUUUGCGGCAGGAACCAGCGUGGCCGCUGGGUACUGGCAGGAUCCUGAGAACACUGCCCGGAGCUUCUUCGUUCAGCAGCACGAGAGCCAAGGCUUUACUCUCACUCCAACUUGUCAGCCAAAAGCCGGCGAGCCGGCAUGGUACGCCACGGGCGAUCUGGGCUACCUGGCCGUUAAUGGGGAUUUGUAUCUGAUGGGCCGAGCCGAUAGACAGGUCAAGGUGAACGGCCAACGCGUGGAGCUCGGGGAAAUCGAGAAAUCGACAGUGGAUCAGUCCCUGCUUCCAACCCAAGGGCAGGGUGUGUUGAUCGUGGGAACCCAUCACUCGGGCGAGGGUGCGGUUCUGGUCGCCUUCGUUGGCGAGCGCGAGUCGUCCAGCGAGGAGAAAUCCCCCCGUGUACUACCCUUAGACAACCAGAGCCGCAUCAAGCAGUUGAAUAUUCUUCGUGACCGAGUAUCCGACGCCCUGCCGGCUGCCAUGGUUCCUCGAUAUUGGAUCCCCAUCUCCCCAAUGCCCCGCGGAGUCACGGGCAAGGCGAACCGGCCCCUACUCAAACAGUGGUUCGGAGAUUUACAGCAGACUGAUACCGCCGAGCAAUAUGCAUCUCUGGUCAGUCGGGAAUGCGAGCACCCGCAAGAUAGAACUUCCAGUUUGAUGGAUUCACUGCGCGAGUGCUGGGCCACUGUUCUUCCUGCAGCCGCAGGCGUUUCUGCGGAUAGUUCCUUCUUCAAGACCGGCGGAGAUAGUAUCACGGCCAUUCGCUUCUGCUCUCAGGCUCGCCAUCGCGGGGUCCAGGGCUGCAGUGUGCGUCUGAUGAUGGCCCAUCCCACGCUCGCCGGAUUGACAAGGGUCUUGACUCCGUUGCAGAUGGAGACAAAGGGCGAAGAAAGCAGAAUUGCUACAGCGACAGUGACCAAGGAAAGCUCGGUGGAACAAGCCAGGGAAGACCCGAUGGACUGGUUACGCCGACAUUAUCCAGGCUACAACGAGAGCAUGCCCAAGCGUCUGUUGGAUGCCGUGAAUGCUCAGUGCCACGAUCAAGAGUCCAAUGCUGUUGACAAGAUCUACUCACCGAGUGCCAUGCAGCAGACGAUGCUCGCACAGUCACUCAUCGAUCCAGAGCUCUAUGCCACCCAGUUGCUGCUGCGUUUCACCGGACCGUUGGACGUUGCUCGUCUUCAAGACGCCUGGACUAGUGUGUGCCAGGCCCAUCCCUCUCUGCGGACCUGCUACAUCUCCCUUUCUAAUGGUCCUCUGGAGUUUUUCGCUGUCGAAAGGAGGUCUGCAAGCUCCACCACUCAUUUCUGGGUGACCGAACGUGUCCCCCUGACGGAUGAUGAACUCGAGAAGGAGCUACUGACAAUCCGAAAGUCCGCAUUAUCGAUCUACCAGAGAACGAGUGCUCUCACCAUCUUCUCCCUCGCAACCGAAGAGCAUCUCGCUGUUCUAACCUGCCAUCACGCCGUGGUGGAUGGUUGGUCACUAAAGCAACUUCUAUCAGAUUUCGCCAACGCGUACCAGAAUCAGCAGCCUCUUGAUCCUGGCCAUUCGUUCUCCAUUUUCUCGGCAGCUCUUCAAUCGCGAGACAACAGCAAGGCUGUGGAAUUCUGGUCUCAGUAUGUCGCCGGCGGCCAGUCGGCCUCUCUCGUGCAGGACGGGGGGUGCCAAGCUGUCUCAGGUCAAAGGAGGAGCUGUCAACUUGAACAUCGACUGAGCUGCUCGACAGCUCAGGCCUUGCGCGAUGCCGCAAUGCAGCAUGGGACAACACCGGCGAUUCUCUUCCAAGCCGCAUUGGGCGUGUCGCUUGCUCGCCUCACGGGAACAACCACGCCAUUAUUCUGGGUGACCUCAAAUGGCCGCGACCCAGACAUACCGGAUGCUCUGUCGACGAUUGGCAACUUUAUCAAUGCAGUCCCCUGCCUCGUCCCAACCUCUAAGAACUGCAGUGUUCGUCGCUUGCUGCAUUACCUUCACAGAAUCUCGGGUCAGGCUGCAUCCCAUUCCUGGCUGCCGGCGUCGAGUAUCCUCCCUUCGCUGCCAGACGACUCCCAAGUCAUUGACACGAUACUGAUACUUGAGAAUCACG